AGAAAGAAAGAAAGAAAGAAAGAAAGAAAGAGACUUGAUGUGUACUCCUAGCACUUGGGCCAAGUCCUCAGUAAGUGAGCCCCUCGCAGCACUGGGCUUUGACUUUGCGGUUCCCCUCAACGCCACCUUGGUUGUACAUAGAGAGAACACCAGCAGGCCCGAGUGGCCCCCUGCGCUGGUGGUAACUUCAGUGAAAGUAAAGGGCCUGGAGCCUGCUCCUGGGGAAGUCCGCAGCAACAGUGCUGGGGGCAGGGCAGGCCUCCUGGCGGGGCUUCCUGUCAGGGCUCCAGGCCCAGCCUUCAAACAAUGGCAGGGACUCCAGAAUCAGAAAAUCAAAAGAAAAAGGGCAAAAUAAAAGUCUAGGGGUGGGGAGAUUGAGGAAUUCCGUUUGGGGCUUAAGAAACUAAGAUGGGGGACCUGCUUAGGACCUGGGUGGAAAUGCAGUCAGAGGCCUAGCUCCCCACCUGACCCCACCACAGCCCUGAGCUUGGCUCCAGGCAGCCCUUAGAGUCCCUCUGUCUCCCGCUCACCCCCUGCAGGCAGUCUUCCCUCAGGUAGGGUCUUUUGAAACCCUGAUCUGACCAAGUCACCCACCUGCUUCAAAACUCUUGCUGCCUGGGGUGACAGCCUAGCUCCUUGGCCUGGCACGAGAGGUCCUUUGUGGUCAGCUGCAGACCCCAGCAUCCACGGUCAUUCACGGCACCUUUGGUCCAGCUCUAGCUGUGAUCUGGGGCUCGCUGAAGGCAGGCACGGGCAGGAUGGGAGCGAUGGGGGCUGGUAGAGGAAAGGAGCCAGGGGUCUUACAAUGUUUCCCUUUCCUCCCCACCCUCUGCAGAGCCAUGAGCCACCAGAUCCUGCUGCUCCUGGCCGUGCUGACCCAGGGCCUGGCCACCUCCCAACAGGGAGACAAGGUGCCCUGUGAGAUGGUCGACAAGCAGGUCUCGUGCCAGGGUCUUGGCCUGCUCCACGUCCCCUCGAUGCUCCCACGGGACAUCGAGGCCCUCGACCUAUCUGGAAACCAGCUGCGGAGCAUCCUGGCCUCACCCCUGGGCUUCUACGUGGCCCUUCGACACCUGGACCUGAGCACCAACGAGAUCAGCUUCAUCCAGACAGGUGUCUUCCAGGCCCUGCCCCACCUGGAGCACCUCAACCUGGCCCGUAACCGCCUGGCAGCGGGCACCAUGCUGAGCACCCCUGGUCUGGGCCCCCUGCCUCGUGUGACAUCUCUGGACCUGUCAGGGAACAGCCUGUACAGUGGCCUGGUGGAGCGGCUGCUGGGGGAGGCGCCCGCCCUGCGCGCCCUCUCGCUGGCCGAGAACAGCCUGACCCGCCUGGCCCGCCAUACCUUCUGGGGCACGCCUGCGCUCGAGCGGCUCGACCUGCACAGCAACGUGCUCAUGGACAUCGAGGACGGUGCUUUCGAGGCCCUGCCCCACCUGGCCCACCUGAAUCUCUCCAGGAACUCCCUCACCUGCAUCUCCGACUUCAGCCUCCAGCAGCUGCGAGUACUUGACCUGAGCUGCAACAGUAUUGAGGCCUUUCAGACGGCCCCCGAGCCCCGGGCCGAGUAUCAGCUGGCCUGGCUCGACCUGCGGGAGAACAAACUGCUCCACUUCCCCGACUUGGCCGCGCUCCCGAGCCUCAUCUACCUGAACGUGUCCAACAACCUCAUCCGGCUCCCUGCAGGGCCACCCCAGGGCGGCGAGGGCAUCCACGCACCUUCUGAGGGCUGGUCGGCCUUGCCCUUCUCGAACCCCAGCCGGAACGCCAGCAGCCACCCCCUCUCCCAGCUCCUGAAUCUGGAUUUGAGCUACAAUGAGAUCGAGCUGGUCCCCGAGGGCUUUCUGGAGCCCCUGACCUCCCUUCGCUUCCUGAAUCUCAGUCGGAACUGCCUGCGAGGCUUUGCGGUGCUGCGCGCCGGCUUCCUGCCUUGCCUCGUGCACCUGGACGUGAGCCACAACGCGCUGGUGACGCUCGCGCUGGCCUCCAGAGCGCUGGGGUCCCUGCGGACGCUGCUCCUCCAGGACAACGCCCUGCAGGACCUGCCCCCGUACACUUUUGCUGGCCUGGCCAGUCUGCAGAGGCUGAACCUUCAGGGAAACCGGGUCAGGCCUUGUGGGGGCCCGGGGGAGCCUGGAGCCCUGGGGUGUGUGGCCUUCUCUGGCCUCUCCUCCCUCCGCAUCCUGAACCUGGUGGACAACGAGAUGGAGCGGCUGCGGGCGGGGGCCUUCCUCCACACGCCGCUUACCGAGCUGGACCUCUCUGCGAACCCCGGGCUGGACGUGGUCACAGGGGCCCUGGCAGGCCUGGAGGCCUCCUUGGAGGUCCUGGCCCUGCAAGGCAACGGGCUGGCCGUCUUGCAAGUGGACCUGCCCUGCUUCAGCUGCCUUAAGCGUCUCAACCUUGCCGAGAACCGCCUGAGCCGUCUGCCCGCCUGGACGCAGGCCGUGUCCCUGGAGGUACUGGACCUGAGGAACAACAGCUUCAGCCUCCUGCCCGGCAGCGCCAUGGGUGGCCUGGAGCCCAGCCUCCGGCGCCUCUACCUGCAGGGCAAUCCGCUGAGCUGCUGCGGGAAUGGCUGGCUGGCCGCCCAGCUGCACCAAGGCCGUGUGGACGUGGACGGCACCCAGGACCUGACCUGCCGCUUCGGCUCCCAGGAGGAGGUGGCCCUGAGCCACGUGCGCCCCGAGGACUGUGAGAAGGGGGGGCUCAAGAACGUCAACCUCAUCAUCAUCCUCACCUUUGCGCUGGUCUCAGCCAUCCUCCUCACCACCCUGGCCACCUGUUGCUGUGUCCGCCGGCAGAAGUUCGGCCAGCAGUACAAAGCCUAGAGAAGCCGGGGGCGGCAGAACGGUGCAGCCGGGAGACCUGCCCAGGUGAGCCGGGCAGCUGGAGCACAGCGGGGGGUGGGGACUGACCCAAGGUCACACGGGGAGCCCGGGUCGGGGCACGCUGGUCUCUACAUCCCAGCCCAGGGCUCCUUUCCUCAUGUGCUGCUGUCCUGGUAGGCGACCCACUUCCCAGGCCACACGUGUGGUCCGGCUGUGGAGGCCAGAAGUUGGCCAGUUUCAGGAGUGACAGAGAGCAAGGUCGACCUGCCCGAUCAGCAAAUCUCGGCCAGGCAUCUGUUUUGUGCCCCAUCCUGCUCCGGUGGAGGAGACACACCCCUGCCCUGAAGCAGCUCCGAGUCCUGGGGGGGAGGGGGUCGCGAAGCCACGCAGUGACCGCGCAGAGUGGAAGGCCAGGGCUCCGGGACGCUGCAGCCCCAGCUGGCGCGGAGAGUCCUGCCCCGCCAGGGCCAGAGCGCAGCAGGGGCGAGACCAGGGACACUUGUCUGAGACGUGUCCAAGCGGACUGUGUGUCACAUCUUCCCAUACUGACUUUCAGCUUCUCUGGCGCACGAAGAGCUUGUGAGCGGAAGAGCAGCCAUGUGAGUGGGUCCUGGAUCCGGCUAUGGGGCUGCAGCAGUUCCUGCGGAGCCUGGGCUUCUGGCCCCAGGGCCGACCAUUCCACUUCCUGCUCCGAACUAGCUCUUUCCCUGCCCAGCACUCUCGGGGUGCGCAUACUCACCCCAGUACUGCUCUAGGCCCCCAACUCCCUACGCAGGCGCCCUGGUCGUCCCCAGUGCCCCCACCCUGGCUGGUGAGCCAGGAGUUAGAACCUUAGGUACCAGGUUCUGUUUUGCCCCAGGCUUGCCGGCAGCGGGAACAGGUCUGCCUCUUCAGGACAGCCCUCUGAGGUGGGGAUUAACCAUUUUACAAGAACUCCAGAACUCUCCCCUCAGGGUCCUGCAGCUAAGAAAUGCCAGACCUGAGAUUCAGGCUCAAAUCCGCCUGUCUCCCCGGCCUGACCUUUGCCACUGCGGGGGCAGUCGGCUGUUAGGUGGACAGGAAAUGGCCCCAUAUCGAGGGAGCAGGGCCUGGGAGCAUCCCGUGCCGCAAUCCCCACCCACUCCUCUCCCUCCUCUCUCCUGGGCAGGCAGACACAGGCUGCCUCCUUCUCUGCCUGUUUCCCCUAUUCCCUCGUUUGCAGACUGGUGUGUGUUCACCUUUUGCUCUUGCGUUCCCUCUUCCUCCAUUGAGCACAGCCUGGAGUUUGAGACCGGGGAAUCCAACCUCCCCAUUGCACAGAUAGGGAAACUGAGGCUGAGGAAGAGCCUGGCACUUGCUCAGAGCUUCACAAGCCAGUGGUAAAGCCCGUGACCCAAGUGGAUUCAGACCUCAUUGGGGGUGUGAAGGGGAUUUGGGGGCUGGACCUGAGUGAUUUCCUUCUCUCCCAGCUGUCCUAUCACAAGAUAACGCUGGCUCCAAACGCUUUCGGGUCCUCGUCAUGCAGGGACUUUUUCCCCCCUACCAAAGUGGGUAGAAAAGCCCAUCUAGAUAUAACCCCCUAUUCCCCAUGCCCUUGGAAUCAUGGGCUGUCCAGGAAGCCCUGGGGCCAGCCCAAGACCCUCUGUUGUUGUCUUCACUAUCUUACCCAUACUUGGCCCGUGGUCUGGCUCAUGAUGGUGCUUGGUAAAGUGUGAGACAAUGAAAACACCCUUCUCUCUGCCCCGUUUUAUAGACAAGAAAACUGAGGCCCAGAGAGGGUCAAGCACUCAGGGAGUCAGUGGCAGAGCCGGGGCUAGAAGCUGGUGUCCUGGCCUCAGCCUGGGGCCCUGGUGGCAUGUGGGACAGCCAGGUGGACCCAGUCCUGGUUGGAAUCACAACCACAGGUGCUCACUGCCCAGAACACUCUUCCCCAGGCCUGGAGGGCAAGGUGUGGGCCCCUUCAGGCCUGAUUUUUGAAAACACUACACAAUGCUGCUCUCACCUCAAGGAGCCAGGCCGCAAUUCCCGCCUGGGGACCAGCUCUUUGUAUAACCCACAUGAAUGUAUUAAAAUAUAAUUUUGGAGAAACAG
This is a messenger RNA of Leptonychotes weddellii (Weddell seal), 4901 nucleotides long. NCBI's taxonomy places the organism in Eukaryota, Metazoa, Chordata, Mammalia, Carnivora, Phocidae. The record is from RefSeq and is a predicted model, not a curated record.